AUGAUGACGAGGGAGCAGCUAGUUCUCAUUCGCAAAGCGCUACUAGCCGCCGCGGCAGUUGUUUUAGCAACGGUACUACCACAAGAUUAUGCAGCUGAUCAUGAUGAUCGUUACGCGGUGACGAUUCACGUCACCAACAAGUUGAGCAGCAGGAUGGCGCUGAUAGUGCAUUGUCGAUCCAGAUACGUCGAUCUCGCCGCUCGUUUCGUCGUCGCCGAUUCGAGUUGCAAUUGGAAGUUCAACCGAAAUGAUGCUUAUCCAGGGACGGAUUUUAAAUGUCGCCUGGCGUUUCAGGACAAGCGUCUUGAUUUCUUAGCUAUCACCGUACAUAAAGGCGUUGCGGAGUACGUGUACGACGUAUUUGACGAUGGAGUUUACGGGGCCGACGGUCGUAUUUCUGAAUGGGCUUAA
This is a messenger RNA of Linum tenue, 411 nucleotides long. Lineage: Eukaryota; Viridiplantae; Streptophyta; Magnoliopsida; Malpighiales; Linaceae. The record is from the annotation of a GenBank genome assembly.